UUUAUUGGAGAUGGAAGUCUUUCUCUAUAAUUCUACAGUUUGUAGAUUAUGUGGAGAAGAAAAUGAUAGUGGAACCUUAUUAUAUUCUAGUGAAGAAAAUAAUCAGGACUUAUGUGAACUUAUAAAUACAUAUUUGCCGAUCAAGGUGUCUGAUGAUGGACAGCUUCCUCGAACUAUCUGCCCCGGAUGCACCAUACAAUUGGAAGCCACUGUUGAAUUCCUGAAUCUUAUUAUAAAUGGACAGAAAGUAAUUCGAGAGCUUCACCAAAGAGAGAAGGAGUACAAGAAGUCAAUAUUGAAUAAUGAACCGGAAGUAAUUACAGAGAAGAUUGUUUAUGAGAUUAACACAAGCAAUGGCAUUUACCAAGUGGAGCACCCUAUUGCCCUGCAAGUGUCAGGGCUUGACAAGCCAAAGAGGAAGCGAGGACGGCCCCCCAAGAAGCCGAAGACACAAGAGGAGAUUGAUCAAGAGAUAGCUGCCAAGGAAAAUGAGAUCAUGGCUAAGAAGCCGGUUAGUGAGAUUGAAGUCACUGGGAAACGGAGGAGGAAGACUCCUACUAGAUUCAAAGAGGCAGUGCAGGGCAAAGAACUGGAGAGGAUAUUCAAAGAGGAGGGCGUGAUAGACGGCGACGAGAGUGAGGCGGACGUGAAGCCAGACGUAGAGGCGGAGCGACAGCCCACGCCUGUGAAGGAGCCCGAAGUCAUCGGACACAUGGAGAUGUCCGGGGAGCUCGUCGUCGUCGUCAAGGGCAAGGGACGGGGGAGACCUAAAGGACGCAUGCGUCCUACACGCGAGCAGUGCGCGAUCUGCGGCAUGGAGUUCUCGUGCGUGGGGCGUUACAUGUCGCACGUGGCGCAGCACGGGCCCGUGACGUACCAGUGCAACUGCGGACACGUCGCCGCCACCCGCCUCGACCACCAGAACCACCAGCGCGACACCAACCACACCGGCCAGAAGAUUAUACCUCGCAGCGUUGACGACACGGGCCCCGAGACUCCUAACCAAGAAGUAACUUUAGAAAACCAAGAGCUACAGACUGAUACAGUGGAUAAAAUAGUGAAUGACAUACAAAUUAAUUCACUUCCUAAACUACUGCCUGAUCUGACCACUAAGCUGGAAGCGCCCCCAGCACAGAUCAACACCACAGAAUUCCUGCAGGACAUAGUCAAUGAUAAACCAGAAACUGUUGAGAAUGAACCUGGUGCUAGCACCGAUAGUAAUAAUAAGAAUAGUGAUAACAAAGAAAAUAAUGAUGAACUGACUGUAAUAACGGGACCAAAAGGCAAGGUGAAGCUAAAGUGCAACCACUGUGACAAGAUGUUUAGCAGCAAACAGAGCAAAUCUCUUCACAUUAAGGCGGUGCACCACGGCGAGCGUCCGUACGCGUGCGGCGAGUGCGGCGUGCGCUUCGCGUACCCGCGCUCGCUGGCGCUGCACGCGCUCAGCCACCGCCGACACCGCGCCGCCGCGCGGAGGUACGCCUGCGACCUCUGCGGGAAGGUGCUCAACCACCCGUCGUCGGUGGUGUACCACAGAGAGGCUGAGCACGCUGGGCAGCGUUACGUGUGCAGCAAGUGCGGCAAGAGCUUCAAGCACCGCCAGCUGCUGCAGCGGCACCAACUCGUGCACUCGCAGCUCAGACCCUACACUUGCAAGAUAUGCAACGCGACGUUCAAGACGAAGGCGAACCUGAUCAACCACCAGCUGCUGCACUCGGGCGUCAAGAAGUUCAGCUGCGAGAUCUGCAAACACAAGUUCGCUCACAAAACCAGUCUCACGCUACAUAUGCGAUGGCAUACAGGUACGAAGCCAUUCGUGUGCAACAUCUGCGGCAAGAGUUUCAGCCAGAAGGGGAACUUGUCUGAACAUCAACGCAUCCAUACGGGCGAGAAGCCGUACCAGUGCGGAGUGUGUCCGCGCCGGUUCACCACCAGCUCGCAGUUCCGGCUGCAUGCGCGCCGGCACCAGGCAGACAGACCUUAUGCUUGUAACCACUGCCCUAAGCGGUUCGUGUCCCGCGGGUCGUGGGCGGCGCACCAGCGGCGCUCGCUGCGGCCGCGCGCGCACGCGUGCAGCGUGUGCUCGCGCAGCUUCGCGGAGCGCUGGGCGCUCGUGAAGCACAUGCGGCGCCACACCGGCGAGCGGCCCUUCCGCUGCCCGCACUGCCCGCGGACCUUCGCCGACUGCUCCAACCUCAACAAGCACAAGAAGCAAGUGCACAAACAGAUGAGCCUGCUAGUAAACAGCGAGCAGCAGCUAGUUGCAGAGCAGAGCUCGCCGCAGCCAGAAGUACUGACGGUGGUGGACGACGACGACGACGAGAAGGUCAUCUACGUCACCUACGACGUCGACGACGCCGAGCCCGGCUUCCAUAUACUAGAUCCUGAACAGGUGGCGAGCGUGGGUGUGGGCGUGGACGUGGGCGGCGAGAGCGCGGCGGGCGAGGGCUGCGCGGUGUUCCCGGCGCCGCUGGUGCUGGGCGCCGCGCCGCUGCCCGCGCUGCCCAUAGCGCUCGACACCACCGACCAUAUCGCCGUAACGGACGAGCAAGGCAACCCGCUUCACUUCACAAUGCAGGACGGCACGCGGCUGGCUAUCACCUCCACUGACGGGAAGUCUUUACAGGUCAUAACACAAGACGGUCAAACUAUACCUGUAGAAAUUAACGAGUUCAACGAUGAAGAGGAAGCGGAUGAGGUUCCAGAGACGGUGGUCCAUCAAGUGAGCCUCCAAAAGACGGUGGAGUCCACUGCCUCGUCGCCCGUUACCCACUACUUCACCAUUGUGUAGCGUUUACUAGACCAGACGUUACCACCCCUAACGCAUGAGUAGAACUACAGCAGGACAGAAAUAUAACGCAUCACCUAGUGCGAAAGAUACUAGAUAUCUGCUUCGCACUAAAAGUAUACACGACUUAGCACGAACGACACGAGAGAUGUCACUCUAAUCGUGCUUCGUUAAACUGAGUAUGGUAUGGUAAAAUAUGGGGUUAGUAGUGGUCAACCAAAUUCAAUAAUUAGGGCCUAAUUUGGCGUCAAUAGCGGGUAUUGACGUAUCUGAAUGUUUCUAAGCUCAACUAAACCGUCUGACGAUAAUUAGUUCAAAGAUUUUCGGUAUAGUGGACGUCUUCAAACUUAUUAUUCUCAAUCUUGAUAAACUUUAAAUUGCAUUGUGUUAUUGACAUUGUAACGAACACUGAGGGGGAUGAUUCAGACCAUGAGUCUUGAGUUAAUAUCAAAUGGAAUAUUCCGUCGAAAAAUUCAUGUUCUUUUUUUAUUAUUUUCAAUUUUCUACACCUGCGAUGGAAGAUUACACUUGAUAUUAACUCAUAAUAAUGCGCUGAAUUAACUCCCUCAGUACGUACUUGUAUGGCUACCUGUACGUACCUGUACGGGGUGUAGUGUGGCAUCGUAACAAAUAUUGAAGGGGAUGAUUCGGAGUUGAUAUCAACUGGAAUUUCCGAUAAAAAUGAAUUUUCCGACAUUUUAUUUUCAGUUCUAUACUUUUGCUAUAUCAACUCAGAACCAUGGUCUGAAUCACCCUCAAAGUUUUCGUUACGAUGUCACUAACACCCUGUAUAAUAUUUAUUAAAUUAAUAUGAAGUAUGUGGUGUUUUCGAACGGAUCUCUAAUUUAAUUAUUAUAAAUUAAAAAUAUUCUUUGUAUAUAAUUUAAUUCUAUGUCCCAUGAGCAUAAUGUAUUAUGUGAUCAUUAAGCUGGGUGUCCUGUACUUUUUUUCUCAAUAUACUACACAUUAAACACGUAAGAUAUAUGUAUAAUGGUGCUAAUUCCUGUAAAUACCAUCUAAUUUUAUUUUAAGUUAUAUCUGUCAUUUUCUUAUCCGCCGAAAAGGAAAGGGACGGGUAAUCGACAAGCAUAAAAUUUAUGGAACACACGUCAAUUUUAAGCACAAAUCUAAACCAACCGUCUAAAAAUUUUACAUCCGCCAAUAACCCGACACAGUUAAGUAGACAGCACGUCAAACGGAUUGCAUACCAGCGACGUACCUUUUGAUUCGCCCGGGUUAUUCAUUCAUUCACUCAUUCUUCCUAAAAUUAAGAGCUGUGAAUCAUCCGUCCCUUUCCUUUUCGACGGAUAUGAAAAUGACGGAUAUAACUUUAAAUAAAAUUAGGCGGUGUCUGCAGGAAUCGGGGCCAAUGUUUAGUGUAGAUAAAAUAUGCGUAGGAAACCUGAGAGGUUAUAUCGGCCACGUCGCCGCGUCGAAAGAAUUCACCUAAAAAAGCAAUAUUUGUUUGUUUGACAAAUACCAAUAUUCCUUUUUAGAGGAAUUGCUUCGAUGUGGCCUUUUCAACCUUCCUGGCUUGAAAAUUACACCUUCCAAAAGUAAUGAUUGUGAUGUUAGACAAUGUUUGCAUAGUGUGAUGUGAUGAGUCACAAAGUGGUAUUGUAGCCAGUAUUGUCUUAGAAUAUAAUUUGUUAUAUGAUUAUUACAAACCUGAAUAAAUGAUUAAACUUUU
This is a messenger RNA of Pectinophora gossypiella (pink bollworm), 4478 nucleotides long. Its product is annotated as zinc finger protein 814-like. The transcript is spliced from 18 exons. The coding region runs from base 11 to 2791 and encodes 926 amino acids. NCBI's taxonomy places the organism in Eukaryota, Metazoa, Arthropoda, Insecta, Lepidoptera, Gelechiidae. Gene Ontology annotation, biological process: regulation of transcription by RNA polymerase II. Gene Ontology annotation, cellular component: nucleus. The record is from RefSeq and is a predicted model, not a curated record. Gene Ontology annotation, molecular function: DNA-binding transcription factor activity, RNA polymerase II-specific; RNA polymerase II cis-regulatory region sequence-specific DNA binding; zinc ion binding.